AUUUCUUCCCUCUCCGUAACAGAAACUAUCAGGCCCACAUGGAUGUUUCUGAAAGCCCAGAGCAAAACCCCCGCUCUCUUGAUGAGAAGGAGGAGGAAGAAGAGGAGGAAGACCAGCAGGUAUCUGAUGAUGAAAUCCUGAAAGAGAGCGGCUCAGACCUCGAGCAGGAUGGAGAGGAAGGGCAGGAUGCCCUUUUGGAAGAAGAGCCAGAAAAUGCGGCCAGAGCAUUGAAUCAGGAGGAAGAGGAGGAGAACCACUCCGAGGAAGAGGACUGCUUGAGUGAAGCCAAGUCGCCAGAUUCUGACAAAAACCAGCCCAACAGGGAGCCAAACGUCAAGGCAGAAGAGAGGGCCAAUGACCUUGGGGAUGAAGCCUCUUCUGUCACUCGCGAGCUGGAUGAGCACGAGUUGGACUACGACGAGGAGGUUCCAGAGGAGCCAAGCGCCGCAGCCGCUGACGACGAGACCGACAAGGCUGGGGGAGAGGAGGAGGAAGAGGAGGAGAAGGGAGACGAAGCCCCCGAGGACGAGAAGAAGUCUGGUGUCAAGAGUGAUGACGAAAAGGACGGGCAGGAGCCCCUCAAGGAGAAGAAGAAAGAGGAAGACGAUGGAGAAAUUGAUGACGGCGAGAUCGAUGACGACGACCUAGAGGAGGGAGAGGUGAAAGAGCCCAGUGACAGGAAAAUGAGGCCACGGUCCAUCUGCCGCUUCUUCAUAAAAGGUCACUGUACUUGGGACAUAAAUUGCAGGUUUAUUCAUCCUGGCCUGAACGACAAAGGAAACUACUUCUUGAUAUCUAAGCAAGACCCUUUCUCGCCCAACGGCGCCCCACCUAUCGGCCCUGGCCCUCACCCACUGAUGCCAGCCAAUCCUUGGGGAGGGCCAACUGUGGAUGAAAUAUUGCCGCCGCCGCCACCAGAUCCCCCGACGGAGAGUGCCUGGGAAAGGGGACUUCGCCAAGCUAAAGAGGUUUUGAAAAAGGCCACAAUGAGGAAAGAGCAGGAGCCAGACUUUGAGGAGAAACGGUUUACGGUGACCAUCGGGGAGGACGAGCGUGAGUUUGACAAGGAGAAUGAAAUCUUCCAAGACUGGAACUACCGGAUCACUCGAGAUGUCCGGGACUCAACCGAGGUGGACAUCAAAGAGAACACGAACUAUGGGCUUGACCCCUAUGCGGAUCCCUCUUACGAUUAUGAUAUAGAGCGUUUUUGGAGAGGUGGGCAGUACGAGAACUUCAGGGUGCAGUACACAGAUCCAGAUCCGUACCGGAACUAUCGGCUGAGUAAGGAACGAGAAAGAGAGCGGGAGCGGGAGAACCGGCAGCGCGAACGGGAGAGGGAGCGCGAGAGGGAACGGGAGCGAGAACGGCGGCAGAGGGAGCGGGAGCGCGAAAGGGAGCGCGAGCGUGACAAGGAGCGGCAGCGACGGAAAGAGGAAUGGGAGAGAGAGCGGGAACGCAUCAAGAGGGAUGAGAAGGACCGGCAGCACCGGGACCGAGAGAAGGAGCGGGAGAAAGAGAAACCAAAACCACGAUCACCACAGCCACCAAGCCGCCAGCCACGAGCCCACCCAGACCAGGGAGAGGGGAGACCACAAAAGGAAGGAGACCAGAAGAAGCGGUCCUCUUUGGCACUAUGCACGCCCCUCUGUUCUGCCUAA
Messenger RNA from Sphaerodactylus townsendi, 1658 nucleotides. Its product is annotated as zinc finger CCCH domain-containing protein 18-like. Gene Ontology annotation, molecular function: metal ion binding. The transcript is spliced from 10 exons. Lineage: Eukaryota; Metazoa; Chordata; Lepidosauria; Squamata; Sphaerodactylidae. The record is from RefSeq and is a predicted model, not a curated record. Bases 39 to 1658 code for a protein of 539 amino acids.